Lottia gigantea (owl limpet) is the source of this 429-nucleotide messenger RNA. RefSeq lists its product as hypothetical. The record is from RefSeq and is a predicted model, not a curated record. Lineage: Eukaryota; Metazoa; Mollusca; Gastropoda; Lottiidae. The transcript is spliced from 4 exons. The coding region runs from base 1 to 429 and encodes 142 amino acids.
AUGUAUGGAAGUAAAGGUAUUGGAUACAUUGCUGCCAGAGAAAUAGCUCGUAUGGGAGGUCAUGUUAUUAUUGCUUGUAGAAAUAUGGGUAAAGCCGAUGCGGCAAAUAGAGUCGGGAUGCAACAAAGCAUGUACAUCCCAAACAAACCACAUGUUCAAGGGAAAAGGGUUACACAACCUGACUUUGUAAGAAAUCUUGUUGUGAAAAAGGUUACAGAAUCAAAGGAAAACAUUAAUGCAAGUGAUUUUGUGAAAGAACUCAUGUUAAAUCUUAAAGAUUCAACAACAGAACAAAGUAUUGACUAUGUUGUACGUCAAACCUGUACACAGGCUAAAUCAAAAAUAUGGUUUGAUAACCGAAUUGGACGCGUCACUGCAUCAGUAGCACAUGAGUGUUGCAGAAAAGUAAAUGAAAAUGAACAAGUUUAA